ACAGCGUCAAAACGCAGUUAAACUCUCAGUUGAGGGCGGUACAUUGUACGAGUAGGUGGAUUAUAUAAACGACGGUGAAUACUAAGCGAAUUACAUACAUACAUACAUAUAUUAGUGAUAGUGCCUAAAGCGAUCGCAAUGCCUUCAAGUGAUAAACGCAGCGAGAAAUCGAAAUCAAGCGCAGUGGCUGCAAAUGGAGCAGCGCCGCCACGCAUCGAAAUUCCCAAAUGGUUGACGGCGGAACUAUUUGAGCAACUGCUAAGAGAAUCAGUUGCAAACUACCAAAAGAUCACACAGUUCGAAGCAAAGCCCGCCUUGGCUGCAGGUGAAAACUAUGCUACCAUAAUGUUACGUGUCAACAUAGAAGCUGAACUAAAAGAUGAUACGACCAAAUCGUUGUCAUACAUGAUGAAGAUCCCGCAAGAAAACGAAAUCUUUAAGGAAAUGAUGCGAAACCAUAAUAUUUUUGAAAUCGAAUACAGGAUGUAUCACGAAGUCGUUCCCGAGUUCGAACAGUUGUACCGAGAUGUUGGCAUCGAGAGGAAUUUUUCAGCGAAAUGCUACGACAUCGACACCCCUUCGGAAUUUGGCGUAAUUCUACUUGAAGAUCUACAACCAUUCGGCUACAAGAACGCCAAUCGCUUGGAGGGACUUGACUUGGAGCACACAAAGGCUGUGCUUGAGCGCUUGGCACAGUGGCAUGCAGCUUCUGCCAUGCGUGUAGAGACGAGGGGCUUGUAUCCAGAGCUGUUUAUUAAAGGCAUGUUCACCGAAUCUCAGCGCAAGGUAUUUGACAGUUUCAGUGCCACUAUUAAAGCUCCAUUUUUGGAGUCUGUAAAGGCCAUAGAGGGCGGUGAGGCAUAUGUUGGUAGCGCGGCAAAAGCGUUCGACAUCAUGUUGGAAGAACUCUUCAUAAAGUCCACUUACGAUCCCAGCGAGUUCAAUGUUUUAAACCAUGGCGACUGUUGGAGCAACAAUGUCAUGUUUAAGUAUGACAGCGAGGGUAAACUAGAGAAUACACUACUCAUCGACUACCAGAUGAUCAACUAUGGUUCACCGGCGAAAGACUUGCACUACUUUCUGACGUCAUCUACAAGCUACGAUGUGAAAGUGAAACAAUUCGAUUACUUUAUCAAAUUCUAUCACGACAACUUAGUGAAGAACUUGAAGCUUUUGAAGUAUCCUAAAAAGCUGCCCACGCUGAAGGAAAUUCAUAUCGCAAUGAUAAAGAAUGGCAUGUGGGGGUUGGCAGCGGCUUUGGGUGUUAUGGCGGCAGCUUUGUUAGAGUCUAACAGUGAUGCCAAUAUGGAUGGCUUUUUUGGCGAUUCGGACGCUGCAGUUCGUUUUAGAAAUGCAAUGUUUACUAAUCCUAGAUAUCGCAAACAUUUGGAAAUACUGCUGCCGUUUAUGUCCAAUCGCGGCGCCUUUGAAUAAUUAGUAAUCAUAUUCGUACAUACAUAUGUAAAUAUAUUAAGAACAUGUAAAAUAUUUUAUUUGGCAAUAUAGCUAUACAAUCAUCGGAAGUUUUAUGGGAAUCGUACAAGAUUUGUUUAAAGCCAUUAGCGAAAUUUAGUAUAUAAGUUAUAUGUACAUUAGGGUGGUCAAAAAAUGUACAGUAAAAUAAAAUUUUUGGAAUUAUAGGAAUUGAAAAAAGGGCGAACCGGGGAAUUUUUUUUUUCUUAGAAUUGCUAUAAAAUGGCUAAACAUAGAUAAAUAGUUGUUGAUCGAAUAAAAAUAUUUCCCUUCAGAAAGCUUCCAACAAUAUAAUUAUGAUAAAAAUUUAACUCUAAAAAUGUAACUAACUAUUUUUACAAAUUGUGUAACGUGGUUAGGAACCACAGCUGUCAAAUUAUUUUAACAAGUCCUUUUAUGUAGAUAAUACGCUGUAAUAAAAUAAAAAAAUCGGGUCGGGUCGUAGACCUGGCCGAGUAAUUCACGAAACUGCUUUUAAAAUUUUUCUCACACCCUAAAAUUCUCAACUUUUUCUUAAAAGACCAUUCUUACAUGAAAUCCGGCACUAUCAAUUUUUUUCUCGGCUGUUUUUUAACCAAAUUUAGGUACAUAUGUCUUUAGAAAUAAGACUAUUUAUACUUCCUAAAGAAAUAAAUUCCAAAAUUUCCAAAGAAAAUUGUUUCUUUUAGUCAUUACUUCGAAAAGGAUGCUUAAUUCCGAGUAAAACUAGGUACCAUUCAUUAAAAUCAAAAAAAAUAUUGUGAAGUUGUGAUAUUUUGUAUAAAUAGACAUAGUAAGAUUUGCAACUAGACGAACUAUUGAAACCUCGAAGUGUAUUCAAUCCAACUGUUUUUAUUGUUUGUAGAUUUGUAAAAGACAAUAUUUUUAUCUGAUGAAAAAAUUUUUAUUUUUAACGCUUUUAUAGCAAUUCUACAAAAAACUGUAAUUUCCGCAUGUAAAAUAUAAGGACAAUUUCAAAACCCCGUCAGCGCGAUAUUUGCGAUAUUCUUCAGUUCUGAUAAAAAAAUUGGGCAGCCCUAACGUACAUACAUAUGUACAUACUUAUAUACCUGAGUGCGUCACAUUCUUAACCCUCUACCGCAUACGAAUCCAAAUAUGGUGUCACUACUUUGGCAAUUGUUUCCCACCUAACAAGUGGUUUAAAAAUAUUUUAAGCUAAUUAAAUUCAUUGAAAAGGUAACUACAAGUAACGGAAAGUAAUUGGUUUGCCGAUGCUUAGAUGACAUUUGAAUAUAACUUCAACUGCAAAAAAGAAAAACUAAUGAAAAAGCCAAGUUGUGCUUGUAAAACAAUCAUCAUCGUUUUCUGUGUCAAUCAAUAUUUGGUUAAUCGCUAUCCAACUUUUUUCUAUUGUUUUCUUUUAAUUUUCGAUAUGAGUAUUCCUUUGUAAAAUAAUAUUUAAAAUAAAUGUCUUGGAGUCGUUUUUUCUUUCGAUAUAGGUUUAUUAAUACGUAAAUAACGUGUUCUUCACAGAUACAACUUUCUUAUUCAUCUUCUUCAUAAUUCAUGCAGUAGAGGGUUAAGUAAAAAGAUAAUUGUCAGUCGACUUUAAUUGAUGCAAUGUUUGAUUGAGUCAAAUUAUUUGAAUCUAAAUUUUAUUUGCCUUACAUAUCUCCACCUUACUCUGCUUAUCAUAAGUCCAUUGACUCUUAGGGCAUAUGCACCUAAGAACAUGUGCAUACAAAGAUGAUAAGAGGAUUUUAAAUAAUAUCACCACGACUUGUCUUAUCAAUGUUAUUUGCAAAUUAUAGAUAAUAUUGGGAGGUCUUAAAGUUAAUAAAAGUCUCUCUAUUACCUUCA
Molecule: messenger RNA, 3273 nt
Organism: Rhagoletis zephyria (snowberry fruit fly)
Lineage: Eukaryota; Metazoa; Arthropoda; Insecta; Diptera; Tephritidae
Source: RefSeq, a predicted model, not a curated record